AUGAUCAUAAACAGCAUAAAAGCGGCCGUCGAGGUCAUCACUGGCUUCAACGAGUGUGCCACUUUUUUUCAAUGGCUUAGAUCUCUACGAUCCCGUUCGAGUGGAGCACAAAAUCAAGAACUUAAAGAAGAUGAUUUAUUUAAGUUGCAGAGUUCUCUUCAAUGUCUUCGGAAUACUCUACCUUUGAUGCACAACUUAAUUGAUCGAGCAGAGUGGAAGAACCAUGAGAAGUGUGUUGAAGAGCUCCUUCCAGAACUUAAGGCUGCUGUGUACGAUGCUGAAGACCUUUUGGAGCAUUUCCGAUACUAUGAGCUGAAGGUAGAAAUUGAGGGCAGUGCGACCUCAUCGGAACCAGGCACUAAAUUCUUUCACGAUGUCAUUCAAGGUAACUUCAAAAAAUUGAAUCACAUCAAUGAGAGGCUAGAUAAUCAAUCUAGGCUGCUCAAGAGAAUGGACUUACAUCAUGCAACUCCACGGUUUGACAGAUCAGUCAGACCCAAGACAACUUCUUUUCCCAGUGAGGCAAAGAUAUUUGGUCGUGAUGAGGAAAUAAAGAGGCUCAUUAAAUUGCUUGGUGUACCUGCAAAUAAUACCAGGGGUCCUUCCACACGCAAGAGACCAAGAAGUGACAAUACUAAAGCAACAAUAACAAGUGUUCCAGUUUUGCCCAUAGUUGGAAUUGGAGGUGUUGGAAAAACUAUUUUGGCCCAAAAUAUCUGCAGCCAUCCACAAGUGAAAAAACACUUUGAUGUGAUAGCUUGGAUUUGUGUCUCAGAUGACUUUGAUGUCAAGAGGUUAACUAAAGAGGCCAUAGAACAAUUUUCUGGGAAAGCACCGACCAAGGAUAAUUUGAAUUCUCUUUAG
Messenger RNA from Miscanthus lutarioriparius, 864 nucleotides. NCBI's taxonomy places the organism in Eukaryota, Viridiplantae, Streptophyta, Magnoliopsida, Poales, Poaceae. The record is from the annotation of a GenBank genome assembly.